AUCUCCGUUAGGAGAAGGCAGACUCACUACGAAUUACCUCAUCUUACAUUUUGCACGGCGCUGUAGCACGGCCCAGUCUUUGACGGGUGCGGCUUGUUUCCGGACUGGUCCGGGGCGCCGAAGGACCCGCCCUUAGCAACGCGUCCUGGCGCCGCGUAUCCAAGGGCCGGCCGGCCGGCGUGGUGAUGGCGGGCGAGGAGAGUGCGGAGAAAAUCCGGAGCAAGCGGAUCUUCCUCAACCACCUGGACUCGUUCGUGGGCCGCUACGUGGGGAAAUACUUAUCGAACUCUGUGGUUGGAUCAUCUCUGGAGGAACAGAACGAUGAUGAAGAACAAAAUGAGGAAGAGACAGAGUCUGCCAAAAGUGUUCCACUGGCCAAAGGGACGUAUCAAGUGGUGGGAACAUUGAGCAAUCCUGAAGACAAGAAGCCUGAUUUUGCUUUUGAAAUCUUCUCUUUCGAAACACAUGACCAACUGUUCGAAUAUCUCCGGGAGUGUGACAUCAUCAUCUAUAAUAUCACAGAAGUACCUGAACAAAUUGAUGAAGCCUCGUGGGCUGUUUCAGCACUACAUUCCGAUUUAGAAAAUUUCGAGAGUCCAAAAAUAUUUAUUCUGUUGUCGACAAUAAUGACAUGGGCUCAAACUAAACCUGUCGAUCCCGAGGAUCCAGAGGUUGCAUUCACGGAGGACGAUUAUCGCAGAAGGAAGUCUCAUCCAAACUUUAAGGAUCACCUCAGCCUUGAGAAGCUAGUCAUCAAACUUGGAAAAACUAAAAAGCGGAAGUUUUCUACCUACGUUAUUGCUUCUGGAGUCAUUUAUGGAAUGGAUGAAAGUGUGUUUCAUCUCUUCUUCAAGGAAGCCUGGCUUGGGCUGAAUCCAACAAUACCAUGCUUUGGAGAUGGAAAAAAUAUUGUUCCAACCAUUCACGUGAAUGACUUAGCUGGAGUGUUACAAAAUAUAGCGGAACAUAAACCAAAAACGUACUACAUACUUGCGUUGGAUGAGUCAAAGCACACAUUGAAAGAGUUGGUGAAGGCGAUCAGUAAGCUUGGACCAGGCAAGAUCCAGCACAUUCCACAAGAAGAUGCCCUGCUGAAUAAUGAGUUGACACAAUCAGACUUUGAUCACCUGCUGGUGAACCUGACAAUGGAGGCUUUUUUCAUUAAGGAAAACUUCAAUAUCCGCUGGGUGGCUGAAUCUGGUAUCGUAGAAAACAUCCAGAGCCUUUUCAAAGAAUUCAAGCAAUCUCGCGGACUUAUGCCAUUAAAGAUUGCCAUUUUUGGACCACCAGCAGUGGGGAAAACCUCAGUGGCGGAGAAGCUGGCCAAGCAUUACAAGCUGCACCACAUCAAAAUUAAAGAUGUCAUCACAGAGACUAUAGCAGACCUGGAAUUAAGGAGCUCACAGGCCGAUGCUGAGGAAGCUGAAGAAGGUGAGGAAGAAGAUGAUGAAGGGGCUGGAGACGGAGAUCCCCAGGAACUCCUCGACCAAGUCAGAGAAAAUAUGGACCAAUCUGGUGGUCGCUUGGAUGACACCUACAUCAUCAGGUUUAUGAAGAAGAAGCUGUUAUCUAUGCCUUGCCAGAACCAGGGUUUUAUUCUUGAUGGAUUUCCCAAGACCUUUUUACAAACUAAGGACCUCUUCGGUGCUGAGGAGGAGGAGGAAGAAGAAGGUGGCAUGAACAAACUACCACAGUAUGACAAAGCUAUCACUCCUGAAUACGUUUUUGCUUUGGAAGCUUCUGAUGAGUUCCUGAAGCAACGCAUCUUGAACCUGCCAGAGAGUGUUGUCGUUGGGACUCAUUACACACAAGAAAGGUUCUUGCGUUAUCUUGCCCAUUAUAGGGAACAGAACACGGAAGAUGAGACCCUCCUGAACUACUUUGAUGAGAUUGAGAUUCAUCCAGUUCAUAUUGAUGUUUCACAAGACAAUGAUGCUGAAAACACCCCUGUGGUCCAUGAUAUUAUUCAAAUUGUGGGAAAGCCCAAAAACUAUGGACCUACACUCGAAGAACUGAAAGAACUGCAGCGCAAGGAAGCAGAUGAGCGUCUAGCCAAAGAAGCUGCAGAACGAGCUGAGCAGGAACGCAGGGAGGCAGAAGAAGCUGCAGAAAAGUUAGCACGAUGGGAGGAAUGGAACAAGCGACUGGAAGAGGUAAAGAAACAAGAACAGGAAUUCCUUGAAGCACAUUCGAUCCCACUGCGAAAUUAUUUAAUGCAGAACGUUAUGCCCACCCUGACCCAGGGACUGAUUGAGUGCUGCAAAAUCAGACCUGAAGACCCAGUGGACUUUCUGGCUGAGUACUUGUUCAAGAACAAUCCACAAGUUGAAUGAAGAGGAAAGAGAAGUCCUGACAUCAAAUAAACAUGAAGAUGAGUUCUGAUGGAACACAAUUGAUUAGAACUGUUUCUUUAUAAGCUGUGUAUUAGUAAAAGUAAUUGUAAUGGAAAUAUUAUUUGUGGUAUUAAAUCCUUCUAAUAUAUUCAAAUAAAGAGAACCCAUUGCUUUUACAUUGCAAUGUCCUUAUGCUACUUAAAAACACGAUUAAAAAGUGUACCAUUUGUCUAUUAGACUAUGAUUCAUAUGAGACCUAGGACAGAAAAGUCAUGUGAAAUCAAUUGAUGUAUUUUUAAGUUAAAAAAUAAAUGGAAUGUCUAGAAUAAGAAAAUGUCAGGCUUAAUAAGCAAAAACAAUUUCAGAACAAAAUAUUCAAAUAAUCGCAUACAAUGUCAAAAAGUACAUGUGUGCCAUUGUUGAGAAAUCUUUUCAGCAUCUCUCUCACAUUGAAUUUUAUUUUGCUGUCUGUACACAAUUAAGGGGUCUGAAGGACCACUGUGUGUCACUACUGUCAGUUGACCACUACCUGCCCCACACAAUUGUGUCACAUCAGAACUACCAUGUUGGUGGAUUUUAUUCUGAGUAAUAUUCAAUUCGGGAUUAGUUUUUUUAGAAGGUAAUUAUUGAGUUUAACCCGAACACAGUUGUCAAUUCUAGUACAAGAGUUACACAUGAAUUUCAUAUUGAUUUACACAUAAUAGCUGUGUAACUAAUGUGGGCACUUUAAAGAAGCUAAUCUUUAA
Pristis pectinata (smalltooth sawfish) is the source of this 3079-nucleotide messenger RNA. RefSeq names its product adenylate kinase 7b (gene ak7b). Gene Ontology annotation, biological process: nucleobase-containing compound metabolic process. Gene Ontology annotation, molecular function: ATP binding; AMP kinase activity. Lineage: Eukaryota; Metazoa; Chordata; Chondrichthyes; Rhinopristiformes; Pristidae. The coding region runs from base 186 to 2333 and encodes 715 amino acids. The transcript is spliced from 18 exons. The record is from RefSeq and is a predicted model, not a curated record. Gene Ontology annotation, cellular component: cytoplasm.